AUGGCCCUGGAUAAAGUUACGGACACAGUUCCCUCUCGCUUACCGAUCGAGCAGAUGCUCGAGCUCACCCGCUUAGAUGUCGAUAGAUCUGACAUUUUCACCAAUGCACAUCAACAUUGGCAAGCUCCCUGGGCCCGAGGAGUCUUCGGUGGACUCCCCGUUGCACAGUCCCUGGCCGCCGCGCAGGCCACGGUACCGUCCACGUUCACGGCACAUAGUAUGCACUGCUACUUCCUGCUCGCGGUCGAUUCGCAGAGGCCGAUACUCUACCACGUCGAGCGAGUCAGGGACGGCCAAAGCUUCAUAACCAGGACGGUCCAGGCGCGGCAGCAGGGGCGCCCUGUGUUCACGGCUUCUCUGUCCUUCGUGAAAGACCAGGCGGGAAGCGGCGCGAGGCUGGUCCUCCAACAUGGAACCUGCUUGCCGACAGAGGUGUCGCCUCCGCCUGCGGGAGUGGCAACCUAUCCUACAUCUCCAGGCAGCGAGGUCCAACUGUUCGAGACCACGCGCUGCACCGUCACUCCCGGAGCCACGCCCUCGUCACGCAAAAUGCGCCUGUGGAUGCGUGCUGUCGAUCCAGGCCACGGUCGCAGGCCCCAUACACGGCAGGAAAAGGCUCCACCCGAACAUUCGAGCGAAUCCCACGAGAUAAGGAAGUGCCCAUCACAUCUCGUUGCGCUCGCUUAUAUGUCGGACAACUACUUCAUCGACACGAUUGUACGAGUGCACGGGCUCACCCCCUUUGCCAACCAGCGAGGCACCAAGACGACGUCGGACAAGAGCCAUGGCCGAAGUAUCGGUGGCAAGGCGCCAAGUGAUUGUGAAGGGGGCGUUGUGGCCGGCGACGUCAUGGAGAAUCCAGUGGGCGGCCAACUCGAAGCCGGUGGGCGGGUUCAGAUGAUGGUCUCGCUCAGCCACACGAUUUACUUCCACAACCCCAAGGCCGUUCGUGCAGAUGAGUGGAUGUUGGUCGACCUAGAGAGCCCCUGGGCGGGACAUGAACGGGGCGUGGCGGUCCAAAGGAUCUGGUCGAAAUGUGGUGUCUUGCUGGCUACCUGUGUCCAGGAGGGGCUGGUGAGGCUGAACCAAACCAGCGAGACCAGGCUAUAG
Messenger RNA from Cladophialophora immunda, 1110 nucleotides. RefSeq names its product acyl-CoA thioesterase II. The coding region runs from base 1 to 1110 and encodes 369 amino acids. Gene Ontology annotation, molecular function: fatty acyl-CoA hydrolase activity. The record is from RefSeq and is a predicted model, not a curated record. Gene Ontology annotation, cellular component: peroxisomal matrix. Lineage: Eukaryota; Fungi; Ascomycota; Eurotiomycetes; Chaetothyriales; Herpotrichiellaceae. Gene Ontology annotation, biological process: fatty acid catabolic process; acyl-CoA metabolic process. The transcript has a single exon.